Molecule: messenger RNA, 2727 nt
Organism: Zea mays
Lineage: Eukaryota; Viridiplantae; Streptophyta; Magnoliopsida; Poales; Poaceae
Exons: 3
Coding region: 1015-2496 (493 amino acids)
Molecular function (GO): ADP binding
Source: RefSeq, a predicted model, not a curated record
CACACACACACACACACAGGUAGAACGCCGCUCUGCGGCGCUACGACCGCCUCCGCCUGUGACCACCUCAGACUGCUGCUGCGGUGGCCACUUCCUCGUCAUCGUGGUGGGCACCCACCACGCGGAGAUGUUCGCUCACGUCUAGUCGUCGGAGGCGGGCGCGUUGAACAUGCCCACGUCCGCUCGGCGAGACCCGACGAAAACGUCGACUUCGCACCAGCCCGCUCGCCGGGAACACGCUCUACCUCGCAUUCCAGACGAGCGCGACGGCCCUGGAGUACGACUUGGGUGGGCACGCGGGAGAUGCCGCCGCUGCCAUGCCUGGACUGGCAGCGCGUUGUGCUCGCCACCAGGGACGAUGGUCGUCUGGGACUCGCCAUGACAGGCAAGUCCACGAUCUACCUGUGGGCGAGGGAGGCACCAGCUCGGGGAGAUGGGAGUUGGCUACAGACCAGAGCCAUCAAGUUUGACACGCUGCUCCCUGUCGGUGCCUUCUCGGCCUUUUAUUGAUUUGGUUAGCUUAGUUUUGUGGAUGGCGUCGGUGUAGUUUUUUGUGCGGACUUGCGAUGUACUCUUCACCAUUGAUCUGAAGUCUCUCCGGGCCUCAAAGGUGGUCUACAGAGUAAUUACACGGAUCAUACAUGGUAAUGGCUCAGUGGUUCACUUAGGGCGUGUUUGGUUGCAGGACAGGGACAUCCCCUGUCGUCCUCUUUUGUCCCUCUAAUUUUGAGAAACAACUGGGGACAACACUGGGAUAAUCAUAUCCCAACCCUUGACCCUAAACCAAACAAUCUUAUUUGAGGGAUCGUUUUAUUUGAGGGGUCGUCCCAUCCUAUUAUUGCAACCAAUCGCAUAGUAAAAACGCAUAGUGAAGGCAAGGAAUUCAACUGUCAAAGAAAAAUAAAAAGUCAAUCAGAAUAACCAUGUGAAGGCAAAAGCAGUCCCAAAGGUCAUACAUGUGCAGGGACUAUUGACUCUGUUGUUCUCUUCCUGAGAAAGAGAGGACGGGCUCACAUGGAAAGUUUCCUUUCUGUAGCCCUGGGUGAAUUGGUGACUAGAUCAAUAAAUUUCAUCAUCAACAAGUUCUCGAAGCCGCCGACACUUGCCAUGGAGGAAAGCCUACAAAGGACUCUUCUCCGAGCACAGGUCAUCGACGAGGAGGCCAUGGGGCGGCACAUUCCAAAUCAAGCCAUGAUCCAGCAGUUAGGCAUGCUGAGAGAUGCCAUGCACCGGGGCUCUUACGCACUCGACGCCUUCAGGUACAAGCCUCACUAUGGAGAGGACGACAGUGUUCAAGUUGUGAGUGGAUUCAUGUCCCUAUCCAAGUUACCCUUUGCAAAGGAUCCCUAUUUCUUCAGUCGAACUGCACAGUCUCGGGAACAACUACAAGAGGCACUUGACAGAUUGGGCUCCAUGAUUGUUGAUCUGAAUGAGUUGGUGAUGUUCUUGGCGAGCUACCCUCGUCUGCAUCGCCAACCUUACAGCAUGCAUAUCUUACUGGGUAACUGCAUGUUUGGUCGCCAGGUGGAAGCAGAACUUGUCAUUAAUUUUUUGCUGCACACACAGCCUCAUAGCUCUGAAGAACUGGAGGUCCUGCCAAUUAUCGGUCCAUGCAGAGUCGGCAAGAGCACCCUAGUCGCUCAUGUUUGCAAAGAUGAAAGAGUCCAAGAUCAUUUCUCAGAAAUCUUGUGGCUGAAUGACCUUGCUUUUACAGAUGACGAGCGAGCUUUCAGACAGGGAUAUGCAAUGGAGCAUCAGAAUCAAGUGUCGAACUGGAACAAAGACAAGAGAUCGCUAGUUGUUAUAGAACUAUCUGGAAAUCUCCAUGAAGAUGCUUGGAACAGGUUCUAUCUUGCUUGCAAACGGAGCUUUUGUAGCGGGAGUAAAAUCGUAGUCACAAGCAGUUCAGACAGAGCUGCAAAGUUUGGAACAGCACAGGCUCUAGCUCUGAAGCAUCUAUCUCAUGAAGCAUACUGGUAUUUCUUCAAGACACUUGCGUUUGGAAGCAUGGAUCCUGAGACACACCCAAGGCUUGCACAGGUAGCCAUGGAGAUAGCCAGAACGCAGAAUCGUUCAAUCAACGCCGCGUACAUCAUCUGUUAUUUGAUGAGGAACAAUUUUAACAUCCACUUUUGGUGCAAGGUUCUGAGGUUCUUCAGAGUGUUCGUCCAGAAGCAUGUCUCCAGAUUCGGCACGCAUCCAUACGAUCUUCUGAACCAGAACAGACCAAUAAGGAUUAGCCGAAUGGGUACAGCUUCUGAAUAUUUCACUAUUCAUCGUCAGUAUCAUUGCUCUUCACAAGAGGAGGUUCCUAAGAUAAGAGUCCACGAUGUGGUGUAUGGAAGCAUGAAGACUUGCAGAAAAUUUGAGGUCCUAUCAUGGAGAUCUCCAAUACCCCCCUACUACAGCUAUGCCAAUACUUAUGAGAUUCAAGAGCGAAGGACUACAAGUGCCAAGAGGAAGCGUUCUACGGAAGAUGGAGUCACAUUUUGCUAAUUUUGCCAUUACCUGUGUCAUGUAGGAAUAUUGUUUCGUUCAGUUUUUUCUGGGUAGGAUGCCACAAGUUACAACACAGACCAAGUGUAAAUAAAACCUGUGAAGUGUCACAGGUUAUAGUUACAGCAUAAUCAAACUGUACUAUAAUAACUCUUGUAUUUCCGUUAUGCUAUAAUAACUCUUGUAUUUCCGUUAUGCUAUAAUGGAAAUGAGGUUGCUAUAUAAUCAUCA